Messenger RNA from Emericellopsis cladophorae, 1098 nucleotides. RefSeq lists its product as uncharacterized. Lineage: Eukaryota; Fungi; Ascomycota; Sordariomycetes; Hypocreales; Bionectriaceae. The record is from RefSeq and is a predicted model, not a curated record. The transcript has a single exon. Gene Ontology annotation, molecular function: methyltransferase activity. The coding region runs from base 1 to 1098 and encodes 365 amino acids.
AUGGCGGUCACUCACAGCUCGCCCGAACCGUCGGCAUCAGCAAGGCCUGAAUCUCCUGCGGCGCCCUCGCCCGCCGAACCAACGACAUCAGCGGCACAAGCAUCAGCACCUGCCCCGGACACCGCAGCCGCUUUGGAGGCCGAAGUCCCCUUGGAAGCGGACGUGCAGCACGGCGACGACGACGACAGCGAUUCAGCCAUGGGCGCUGGGAGUGUCCUGUCGACCGACACGCUGACGCCCAGCAUUCUUGAGUACCGUCAGCUGCAUGGCCGAACCUACCCCAACGCCAAGACCGGUGACUACUGGGGCCCUAACGAUGAGCGUCAGAGUGAGGGUCUCGACCUGAUCCACAAUGCCCUGACGUUGCUCUUGCACGACAAGUUGUUCCUGGCACCGUUGCGGCAGGACGACCCCGGGCGGGUGCUGGACAUUGGCACGGGAACGGGUAUCUGGGCACUUGAUUUCGCUGACGAGUAUCCCUCGGCGGAGGUGAUUGGCACAGACUUGAGUCCUAUGCAGCCCAGCUGGGUGCCGCCCAACUUGCGCUUCGAGGUCGACGAUUGUCUGUUGGAGUGGACGUGGCCGGAGAACCACUUUGACUUUAUCCACGCGCGGUGCAUGUAUGGAUCGAUACCUGACUGGACGGAGAUGGACACCAAGAUCCUGAGGCACCUCAAGCCCGGGGGCUACUUUGAGCACGUCGAGAUUGGCUGCCAAGGUCAGUCGGAUCACGUCGAGCUCGGGCCGGACCACAUCUUCGACACCUGGGCACAUUCAUUCUACGAAGCGGGCAAGAAGACGGGGCGACCGUUCACCAUUUGCCUAGAUGGCGAAAUGGCCAAGCACAUGCGGGCCGCCGGGUUUGUCGACAUUCAGGAGACGAAGUUGAAGCUGCCUGUCAACAGCUGGGCUAAGGACCCAAAGCUGAAAAAGGCUGGCACGUACUUCCACUAUGCUCUCGAGCGGGACAUGGAGGGCUUCUCUAUGUUUGUCUGCACGCAGAUAUUAGGCUGGUCCAAGGAGGAGGUCCACGUGAUGGUGGCCAAGAUGCGGCAGGCCAUCCGAACCAAAUCCCUCUGUCCGUACAUAGCAGUGUAA